Molecule: messenger RNA, 1676 nt
Organism: Salvelinus sp. IW2-2015
Lineage: Eukaryota; Metazoa; Chordata; Actinopteri; Salmoniformes; Salmonidae
Source: RefSeq, a predicted model, not a curated record
CCCAGAGAAGCUCCAGCAGGGUCCAGAGAUGGUCUCAGUGAAGCUGGAGGACUGCAGUCAACACUGGAACUUAAUGUGAUUGUCAAAGAGGAGGAGAGGAGGAGAGCCGUCAAAGAAGAGCAUGAGAGAACAGUCGAAGAGGAGGAGGGUAUAAGCAUCAAAGAAGAAGGUGGAGGAAAGAUUAGUGAAGCAGAAGAGAACAAGAAAGGAGCUGCUCAACAUCUAGGAGCUAAAGAAGUAGAUAGUAUCAGUGACCCAGGAGAGAGCUCCAACCCAGGUUCAGACAGCGAGCCCAGUUCCACAGCAUCAGGAAGCCAUAAACAACACAGACGGAGGAACUCAAGACAGAAACAUCACCACUGCAUGGACUGCUUCACUAGUUUCUAUGAUCCAGAGGAGUUGAGAAGACACACUUGUAGGCCCCACCCUGUUCAGAUUGCAGAGGCAGUUUUAUUUGUCCGGUUCACCUCAAAUCACACCAACAAAGUCUCAAAAUAAAGAAGACAUACCCGUGUGGUCAAUGUGGGAAGAGAUUUCAGACACCAAGCAGCUUGAAGAUGCACCAGCUUACUCACACAGGAAAGAAGUCGUACCACUGCUUCCAGUGUAGGAAGACUUUCGGUUGGUCAUUCAAUUUGAAGAGACACCAGAAAAUACACACAGGGGAGAAACCUUUCCACUGCUCCCAGUGUGGAAAGAGCUUCAGUCAGACAGGAGACCUAAAGAAACACCAUAGAAUACACACAGGAGAGAAGCCUUUCCACUGCUCUGAGUGUGGGAAGAGCUUCAGUAUAGAAGCAAAUCUAAAGGAGCACCAGAAAAUACAUACAGGAGAGAAGCCUUUCCACUGCUCCCAAUGUGGUAAAAGCUUCAGUCGGUUAAGAGAACUAAAGAAACAUCAGAGAAUACACACAGGGGAAAAGCCAUACAGCUGUGAUCAGUGUGGGAAGAGUUUCAGUCAAACAGGAGUCCUAAAGAGACACCAGCUAACUCACACAGGAGAAAAGCCUUUCAACUGCUCCCAGUGUGGGAAGGAUUUCAGUCAGUCAUCACUUUUGAAGAGACACCAGCUAACUCACACAGGAAAGAAGCCUCACCACUGCUCUCAUUGUGGGAAAAGUUUUAAAUUGGAAGGAAGCCUUCAGAGUCACCUGAGAAUACACAAUGGAGAGAAGCCCCACCACUGCUCCCAAUGUGGGAAGGCUUUCAGKCAGGCAGUAGACCUAAAGAAACAUCAGAGAAUACACACAGGGGAGAAGUCUUUCCACUGUUCUCAGUGUGGGAAGACUUUUGGUCGGUCAUUAUUUUUGAAGCGACACCAGAGAAGACACACUGGGGAGAAGCCUUUCCACUGCUCACAAUGUGGGAAGACCUUCAGUGAAAAAGGAAAUCUAAAGCAACACCAGAGAAGACACUCGGGAGAGAAACCGUACAGCUGUGAUCAGUGUGGGAUUUGUUUUAAAUGGAAACAAAGCCUGAAGGAACAUCAGGAGGCAAAGCACAGUGCAGUGCCCAACUCUAACCUUAUAAUGGAGUUGCAAGCUGGGCAUCUACAUAUCUAACUAAUAUUGACUGACUGACAAAAAAACUUCUGUUAACUUCUCUGGGAUAUAUGCGUCCCACCUACACAAAAUCCAGUGAAAUUGCAGGGCGCAAAUUCAAAACAACAGAAAUCU